Messenger RNA from Pteropus alecto (black flying fox), 10615 nucleotides. It is a transcript of the gene PI4KA, whose product is annotated as phosphatidylinositol 4-kinase alpha. The record is from RefSeq and is a predicted model, not a curated record. NCBI's taxonomy places the organism in Eukaryota, Metazoa, Chordata, Mammalia, Chiroptera, Pteropodidae. Gene Ontology annotation, cellular component: cytoplasm; plasma membrane. Gene Ontology annotation, molecular function: 1-phosphatidylinositol 4-kinase activity. Gene Ontology annotation, biological process: phosphatidylinositol phosphate biosynthetic process; phosphatidylinositol-mediated signaling.
CGCUAUGAUGGCGGCAGCCGCGGCCCGGGGGAGCUGCGUCUCCGGCUCCGGCUCCAGCGCCUCGCGGGGCUUCUAUUUCAACACGGUCCUUUCACUCGCCCGCUCCCUGGCCGUGCAGAGACCGGCAUCCUUGGAGAAGGUCCAAAAGCUGCUUUGUAUGUGCCCCGUAGAUUUCCAUGGGAUCUUCCAAUUAGAUGAAAGACGGAGAGAUGCAGUGAUUGCGUUGGGCAUUUUUCUCAUUGAGUCUGAUCUUCAGCACAAAGAUUCUGUGGUUCCUUACCUUCUUCGACUUCUUAAAGGUCUUCCGAAAGUAUAUUGGGUAGAAGAAAGCACAGCUCGGAAAGGCAGAGGUGCCCUCCCAGUGGCGGAGAGCUUCAGCUUCUGCUUGGUAACUUUGCUGUCUGAUGUAGCCUACAGGGACCCUUCGCUUAGGGAUGAAAUUCUAGAGGCACUUUUGCAGGUUUUGCAUGUCCUUUUGGGAAUGUGCCAGGCCUUGGAGAUUCAAGAAAAAGAAUACCUUUGCAAAUAUGCGAUCCCAUGCCUGAUUGGAAUCUCACGAGCAUUUGGACGUUACAGCAACACAGAAGAGUCUCUCCUCUCGAACUUUCCCAAAGUCCCUCCUCAUUCCCUCCGAGUCCCAGAGGAGCUAGAAGGUGUUCGGCGGCGUUCCUUCAAUGACUUCCGUUCCAUCCUCCCCAGCAACUUGCUGACUGUUUGUCAGGAGGGCACCCUGAAGAGGAAGACCAGCAGUGUGUCCAGCAUCUCUCAGGUCAGCCCCGAACGUGGGAUGCCUGCUCCUAGCUCCCCUGGAGGAUCUGCCUUUCACUACUUUGAAGUCUCUUACUUACCUGAUGGGAGCGCCCUGGAGCCCGAUUACUACUUCUCCACCAUCAGUUCCAGCUUCUCAGUUUCUCCUCUUUUCAAUGGCAUCACCUUUAAGGAGUUCAGUAUUCCACUGGAAAUGCUUCGAGAACUCUUAAACUUGGUGAAGAAGAUUGUUGAGGAGCCUGUUCUCAAAUCCUUGGAUGCUGUUGCAGCCAGUGUGAUAGAGGCUAACCCCAACGCCGAUCUCUACUACACCACAUUCAGCGACCCACUUUACGUGGCCAUGUUCAAGAUGCUGCGAGACACUCUGUAUUACAUGAAAGACCUCCCAACUACCUUUGUAAAAGAGAUCCAUGAUUUUGUGCUGGAGCAGUUCAACACGAGCCAGGGAGAACUUCAGAAGAUUCUGCACGAUGUAGACCGAAUUCACAGUGAGCUGAGCCCCCUCAAGCUGCGCUGCCAGGCAAACGCCGCCUGUGUAGACCUCAUGGUGUGGGCCGUGAAGGAUGAGCAGGGUGCAGAAAAUCUUUGCAUCAAGCUUUCUGAGAAGCUGCAGUCUAAGACAUCCAGCAAAGUCAUCAUUGCUCAUUUGCCUUUGCUUAUCUGCUGUCUUCAGGGUCUGGGCCGUCUGUGCGAAAGAUUCCCAGUGGUGGUGCACUCGGUGAUGCCGUCUCUGCGGGACUUCCUGGUUGUCCCAUCCCCCGUGCUGGUGAAGCUCUAUAAAUGCCACAGUCAGUACCACACAGUUGCUGGCAAUGAUAUAAAAAUCAGUGUAACCAACGAGCAUUCCGAGUCCACCCUGAGUGUCAUGCCGGGAAAGAAGAGCCAGCCCUCCAUGUAUGAACAGCUCCGAGACAUCGCCAUUGACAACAUCUGCAGGUGCCUGAAAGCUGGCUUGACAGUGGACGCAGUAAUCGUGGAGGCCUUCCUGGCCAGCCUUUCCAACCGGCUGUAUAUCUCUCAGGAGAGUGACAAGGAUGCUCACUUGAUUCCAGACCACACCAUCCGAGCCUUGGGACACAUCGCAGUGGCCCUGAGGGACACCCCAAAGGUCAUGGAGCCAAUUCUGCAGAUCCUGCAGCAGAAAUUCUGCCAGCCGCCUUCCCCCCUUGAUGUGCUCAUCAUAGACCAGCUGGGCUGCCUGGUUAUCACUGGAAAUCAAUACAUUUAUCAGGAAGUGUGGAAUCUCUUCCAGCAGAUCAGCGUGAAGGCCAGCUCUGUUGUGUACUCGGCCACUAAAGAUUAUAAGGACCACGGCUACAGGCAUUGCUCCCUGGCGGUGAUCAACGCCCUGGCCAACAUCGCAGCCAACAUCCAGGACGAGCACCUUGUGGACGAGCUGCUCAUGAACCUGCUGGAGCUGUUUGUGCAGCUGGGGCUGGAGGGAAAGCGUGCCAGCGAGAGGGCCAGCGAGAAGGGGCCUGCCCUGAAGGCUUCUAGCAGCGCAGGGAACUUGGGUGUACUCAUUCCUGUAAUAGCUGUGCUGACUCGACGGUUGCCGCCCAUCAAGGAAGCUAAGCCGAGGUUGCAAAAGCUAUUCCGAGACUUCUGGCUCUAUUCUGUACUGAUGGGAUUUGCCGAGGAGGGGUCAGGACUCUGGCCAGAAGAAUGGUAUGAGGGGGUCUGUGAAAUAGCCACCAAGUCCCCCCUGCUCACCUUUCCCAGCAAAGAGCCGCUGCGGUCCGUCCUCCAGUAUAACUCGGCCAUGAAAAAUGACACAGUCACCCCCGCUGAACUGAGCGAGCUCCGUAGCACCAUCAUCAACCUGCUGGACCCUGCCCCUGAAGUGUCUGCCCUCAUCAACAAACUGGACUUUGCCAUGUCCACCUAUCUCCUGUCUGUUUAUCGGCUGGAAUAUAUGAGGGUUCUGCGCUCAACAGAUCCUGAUCGCUUCCAGGUCAUGUUCUGCUACUUUGAGGAUAAAGCCAUUCAAAAAGACAAGUCCGGGAUGAUGCAGUGUGUGAUUGCUGUCGCAGACAAAGUAUUUGACGCCUUCCUGAACAUGAUGGCGGAUAAAGCGAAGACCAAGGAGAAUGAGGAGGAGCUGGAGAGGCAUGCACAGUUUCUUCUGGUGAACUUCAACCAUAUUCACAAGAGGAUACGGAGAGUUGCAGACAAAUACCUAUCUGGUCUGGUGGAUAAGUUUCCCCACUUGCUCUGGAGUGGGACAGUGCUGAAGACCAUGCUGGACAUCCUCCAGACCCUGUCAUUGUCGCUGAGCGCCGAUAUUCACAAGGAUCAGCCUUACUACGACAUCCCUGAUGCCCCCUAUCGGAUCACUGUUCCUGACACGUAUGAAGCCCGAGAGAGCAUCGUGAAGGACUUUGCUGCACGUUGUGGGAUGAUUCUACAGGAGGCGAUGAAGUGGGCACCUACAGUCACCAAGUCCCACUUACAGGAAUAUCUGAACAAACAUCAGAACUGGGUAUCAGGACUGUCUCAGCACACAGGGCUGGCCAUGGCCACUGAGAGCAUCCUUCACUUCGCUGGCUACAACAAGCAGAACACGACCCUCGGGGCAACUCAGCUCACCGAGCGCCCGGCCUGUGUAAAGAAAGAUUACUCCAACUUCAUGGCGUCCCUGAAUCUGCGCAACCGCUACGCGGGCGAGGUGUAUGGAAUGAUUCGUUUCUCCGACACCACAGGCCAUAUAUCUGAUCUCAACAAAAUGAUGGUCCAAGAGCUGAACACAGCGUUAGACCUUGGGAGUCCGCAGCACUACACUCAAGCCAUGUUCAAGCUGACGGCGAUGCUCAUCAGCAGCAAAGAUUGUGACCCACAGCUCCUCCAUCAUCUGUGUUGGGGUCCCCUCCGGAUGUUCAAUGAGCAUGGCAUGGAAACUGCCUUGGCCUGCUGGGAGUGGUUGCUGGCCGGCAAGAAUGGAGUGGAAGUGCCGUUUAUGCGAGAGAUGGCAGGGGCCUGGCAGAUGACAGUGGAGCAGAAGUUCGGCCUUUUUUCUGCGGAGAUAAAGGAAGCAGACCCCCUGGCAGCAUCGGAAGCCAGUCAACCCAAACCUUGUGCUCCCGAAGUGACCCCUCACUACAUCUGGAUUGACUUCCUGGUGCAACGGUUCGAGAUUGCCAAGUACUGCAGCUCUGACCAAGUAGAGAUCUUCUCCAGCCUGCUGCAGCGCUCCAUGUCCCUGAGCAUCGGCGGGGCCAAGGGGAGCAUGAACCGGCAUGUGGCGGCCAUCGGGCCCCGCUUCAAACUGCUAACCCUGGGGCUAUCCCUUCUGCACGCCGACGUGGUUCCAAAUGCAACCAUCCGCAAUGUGCUCCGUGAGAAGAUCUAUUCGACUGCCUUUGAUUACUUCAGUUGUUCCCCAAAGUUCCCUACUCAAGGAGAAAAGAGGCUGCGUGAAGACAUCAGCAUAAUGAUUAAAUUUUGGACUGCCAUGUUCUCAGAUAAGAAGUACCUAACAGCCAGCCAGCUUGUUCCCCCAGAUAACCAAGACACUCGGAGCAAUCUGGAUAUAGCGGUUGGCUCUCGCCAACAGGCCACGCAAGGCUGGAUCAACACCUACCCUCUAUCCAGCGGCAUGUCGACCAUCUCCAAGAAGUCAGGCAUGUCCAAGAAAACCAACCGGGGCUCCCAGCUGCACAAGUACUACAUGAAGCGCAGAACACUGCUCCUGUCUCUGCUGGCCACCGAGAUUGAGCGUCUCAUCACCUGGUACAACCCGCUGUCGGCCCCAGAGCUGGAGCUGGACCAGGCUGGGGAGAACAGCGUGGCCAACUGGCGGUCCAAGUACUUUAGUUUGAGUGAGAAGCAGUGGAAAGAUAACGUGAACCUCGCCUGGAGCAUCUCUCCUUACCUGGCCGUGCAGCUGCCAGCCAGGUUUAAGAACACAGAAGCCAUUGGCAAUGAAGUGACCCGUCUGGUUCGGUUGGACCCAGGAGCCGUUAGCGACAUCCCUGAAGCUAUCAAGUUCCUAGUCACCUGGCACACCAUCGAUGCCGAUGCGCCAGAGCUCAGCCACGUGCUGUGCUGGGCGCCUGCAGACCCACCCACCGGCCUCUCCUACUUCUCCACAGGGCCAGUCCCAGGUUGGGGGUGGGGGACAGGGGACGGGAACCUGGGGCAUCCAUCCAUGUUGAGUUGUUCACCUUUCCUAGAGGUAGGGAAUUGUCCCCUCUCCCCUAGGAUCAUGGUCACUUCUCCUUUGCAGGACGCCAUCCUGUUCUACAUCCCCCAGAUCGUGCAGGCCCUCAGGUAUGACAAGAUGGGCUAUGUGCGGGAGUAUAUUCUGUGGGCUGCAGCCAAAUCCCAGCUUCUGGCACACCAGUUUAUCUGGAACAUGAAAACAAACAUCUAUCUGGAUGAAGAGGGGCACCAGAAAGACUCCGACAUCGGUGAUCUCCUGGAGCAGUUAGUGGAGGAAAUCACAGGCUCCCUGUCGGGCCCAGCCAAGGACUUCUACCAGCGGGAAUUUGAUUUCUUUAACAAGAUCACCAACGUGUCAGCCAUCAUCAAACCCUACCCUAAAGGAGACGAGAGAAAGAAGGCUUGUCUGUCAGCUCUGUCUGAAGUGAAAGUACAGCCUGGCUGCUACCUGCCGAGCAAUCCAGAGGCCAUUGUGCUGGACAUUGACUACAAAUCGGGGACGCCCAUGCAGAGUGCUGCAAAAGCUCCAUAUCUGGCUAAAUUUAAGGUGAAACGAUGUGGUGUUAGUGAACUCGAGAAAGAAGGUCUGCGGUGCCACUCGGAUUCCGAGGACCAGUGCGGCACACAGGAGGCUGAUGACCAGAAGAUUUCCUGGCAGGCGGCCAUCUUCAAAGUGGGAGAUGACUGCCGACAGGACAUGCUGGCCCUGCAGAUCAUUGACCUCUUCAAAAACAUCUUCCAGCUGGUCGGCCUGGACCUCUUUGUCUUCCCCUACCGUGUGGUGGCCACUGCCCCCGGGUGCGGGGUGAUUGAGUGCAUCCCUGACUGCACCUCUCGGGACCAGCUGGGCCGCCAGACAGACUUCGGCAUGUACGACUACUUCACACGACAGUAUGGAGAUGAGUCCACCCUGGCCUUCCAGCAGGCGCGCUACAACUUCAUCCGCAGCAUGGCCGCCUACAGCCUCCUGCUGUUCCUGCUGCAGAUCAAGGACAGGCACAACGGCAACAUCAUGCUGGACAAGAAGGGCCACAUCAUCCACAUCGAUUUUGGCUUCAUGUUCGAAAGCUCACCGGGUGGCAACCUCGGCUGGGAACCAGACAUAAAGCUGACAGAUGAGAUGGUGAUGAUCAUGGGGGGCAAGAUGGAGGCCACGCCCUUCAAGUGGUUCAUGGAGAUGUGUGUCCGUGGCUACCUGGCUGUGCGGCCCUACAUGGAUGCGGUCGUCUCUCUGGUCACCCUCAUGUUGGACACGGGUCUGCCCUGCUUCCGUGGCCAGACAAUCAAGCUCUUGAAGAACAGGUUCAGCCCCAACAUGACCGAGCGAGAGGCUGCAAAUUUUAUCAUGAAGGUCAUUCAGAGCUGCUUCCUCAGCAACAGGAGCCGGACCUACGACAUGAUCCAGUACUAUCAGAAUGACAUUCCUUACUGAGGGUGGCGUCAGAGCAUCAGCUGUCGUGGCUCCCCUACCCAAGCUGUCCACAAUCAUGGAGCUGUGCAAGCACUUCCCCACCCCCCUGCUGUGCAAGGUCAAAGGGUGUGAACUGUUCACGGCCAUUUUCAUGCAAUGGAGUUAUUUUCAUAGGACAUACAGGACAAAAGAAGUGCACCCCUGCAGAGCCUGGCCCCCCACUCCUUCUUUAGGUGUGGCCCACAUGUGGCAUGUGAGACUGAAACGACAAUCAUCUGAUGGCACUCUCUCUGCUUGGGUGUGAAUAAUUUGCACUGAACACAUUCCCUACCUAUCUUAUUUCAUAGGUACAUGAAGUAUUUUCUAGUGUAUAAAAAAAAAAAUUAUGUUCAACUUAAGGUUUAACCAACAUGGAGAAAAUAAUCAACAAAAGUGUUGUGUCGAACUUGAAUAUCAGGUUUAUUGUCAAGUCCUAAGUGCACAUUCAGCUGAGGGGUGAUUCCUAGAUGUGCUGGGAAGACAGCAGGGCAGUGUUUCCUCUCCAGAGUCCUGAGACAAAAGGUGGGUAAGGGCCGGCCAGCUGCGGAGCCUGCAUUCACAGGCCUUCCAGGGAACCCCUAAGCUAGGACUGGCCACCACGCAGGGGGACGUCAGGCAUUGCAUGUGCCGAAGGGGUCAGGGCCGGGCACCCUGAUUAUGAGCUUCACAAAGACGACUCACCACAAUGCAAAUGUACCAAAAAUAACAUUGCAAUCUCCCUCCCUAACUGCUCUUUUCCACUCCAAAGCUGUCUCCACAGAGGGCUCCUGUGGAGGCCAUCUGGCCAUCCUGUCCACAUCUCUGUGUCCUGCUUCUGCUCCAGUCUUUUCUUGUUUCCCUCUCAUUCAUGUUUAAGUUCUCUGUUCUGAGAAUCCGAAAUCUUUGUGCCACUAGCCCCCAGCAGCAGCUGUCUAUUCCCACCCACUACAACCCUCGAAUUAUUUUAAGACCCAAACCUAAAAAAAAAAAAUCUAGAAAUAAGUUAAACGGCAGAUAUAGAGGAAGAAAAAAACAAUCAAUGAGAAACAAUUUUAAAAGAAAAGUUGAAUGAGAAGCCCUUAUCAACUUCUAAUGGGAUUCCAAUGAGAAGCCCUUAUCAACUUCUAAUGGGAUUCCAUAGUUGGUAAAAAACAAAUACUAAGCUUCAGGGAGCACACUUGAGUCCUGAGCAGUAUAAAUAAACAUAAAUAAGCUAAUAUGUAAGUUAAAAGGAACUCUUAAAAAUAUUACAUUAAUCAAAAAAGUCAGAAAAGGAAAGAAAGAAGAAAAAAUGACAGAUGGGACAGAAAUCAUGCAAUCGUAGACUUCAAUCCAACUACAUCAAUAAUUAUAUCAAUGGGCUAACCACUCCAAUUAAAAGGCAAGGAUUAGAAACAUAGAUAAAAACAUGAAAUGAUUGCACUUAAAAUAUAAAGACCUAAGGUGAAGUUAAAUAGAGGAAAAAAGAACCAUAAUCAUGUGAGUUGAAUGUUCACGAAGCAAUAUUUGACAGAAUUCAAGGGAGAAAAUAACUCCACAAUCAGAGUUGGAGAUUUUAACCUCUCUCUCCACAAUUGAUUAGAACAACUGGCAAGAAAGUAAACACAGGAGACCUGAACAACUGUAUUAUCCAUCUUCACCUGAUAGGCAUUUAUAAAACUUACUAUACAUCAGCAGUAACAACGCACCAUCUCUUCACCAUCACAGGCUGUUCGAAUGAUUCAGAGAAUGUCCUCUGAUUACAUGGAAUUAAGUUACGUAUCAAUAACAAGAACCCUAAAUAUUUAGAAAUUAAAAGAGUAGAACUAAAAUACUAGACAAUACAUGUAAGAUCUUAGGAAAUAUCAGAGUUAAAAUGCUUUAAGGUAGUGUUUGGGGAGGAUGGUAGAGAUGAGCCAAGUAAAUAGGAUACCGUCAUAUAGGGAGUAACUUUCAGAAAGAUCCAACAGAAGAUAGGAAGAGGGGAGGAAGAGCACAGAAAAAGCAGGAUAAGCACAUUUUAUAAAAUAGUAGAAAUGCAUUCAAACAAUAAUAGUUAAUAAGAGCUUGUCAAAUUAGCUUUAAAAAAAAAGUCAAAUGUUAUGUACAAGAUUCCAGCAAUAUGGCAAAUUAAUAUAUCUUGAAAAAUUAGAAACUAUUUACAAUACUGGGGAGAAAAUCUAAAUCCGUGAGCUGACAAGAAAAUAAGGUCUCUAGAGACUGAAAUAGAAAAUCUUGAGAAUAAUCAAGUUGCUAUUUUGAUGAUAUGGGAAACAAAAGACCUUUGAGGAGUUUGUUAGGGGAGCUCGGUCAGCACUCAAGAUAGGGCGUACUGGAAAUAAAGCCAUGCCCAAAAGACCAGGAACUUUCUGUAAAAAACCCAUCAUGCUUACAGGUGAAAUAUUGAAAGCUGCGCCUCCUAGAUAAGAAUGAGCUGUAUAUGAGUCUGCUUUAUUUCUCUUCAGCUCUAGCCAGUUCAGUCAGGGCAUAAAAAGAAAGUUUAAGGUUCUAGAAAGAAAGAUAACUCAGAAAAUGGCAUUUUUGUACAUAAAACUCCCAAAUCUAUAAAUGGGAUAUAUAACCAGGGUGAUAGGUCACUAUGUAAAGUCCUGUGUAUGUCUGAAAAUAAAAAUUCAAAUUAGAACUACCAUUUACAACUGUAUAUCAAAACAUCAAAUACCAAGAAAAACUAAAGAAAGAUUCAUAAAUAUUAAAAACUACAAAUGUUGAAAGAUCUAAACAGAGUAACAUUCUUGGACUGGAAGACUCAACAUUAUACAGAUGUUUGUUCUCAAACUGAUCUGUGGUUUCACUGCAUAUGCCAAUCAAAAUUCCAGAAAGUUGUGUAGUGGAAAUUGGCAAGUCUGAAAUUUAUGUGGAAAUGCAGAGUCAAAAUAAAACCUUUCUGGUAUUGAAGAUCAACAAACCUAGAUAUUAAGACCUAUCCGGAAGCUACAGUAGUUAAGACGAUAUGCCUUGCUGGUGCCAGCAAAGGUAGAUAAACAAUGGGGGAGAUAAAGCCCAGGAACUCCCCACAAACAGACAUGCAGGGUAGGAGGGGGAAGACAGGCUUUUGAAUAAUGGUGUGUCAACUGGAUAUCAAUAUAGAAAAAAGUUGACUGCUUUUCUCAUCUGACAUCAAAAUCACUUCCAGGUGGCCUAUAGAGCUCUAUGUUAAACUUUAAAGGCUUUUAGAAUACAGAAGAGAAUGUCUUGCUGACCUCAGGACACACAAAGGUUUCUUAACCAAAACACUAAUAAAGGGCAAAAAUUAAUUUGGAUUGUAUUAAAGGCAUGCCACAGACCUGGAGAGAUAUUUGUAAUCUAGUUCAUAUACUUAAAUUAAUUUGGAUUGUAUUAAAGGCAUGCCACAGACCUGGAGAGAUAUUUGUAAUCUAGUUCAUACACUUCUGUGUUAAAGAAAAAAUUAUUAAGGUGUCAUUUUUUUCAACAUAAAGCCAACAAGGUAGGUCAAAACAUCUUAAGAAAUAAUGCAAUGUUGCUCUUUCUUAAAAUAGAAAUUCAUUUUUAAGGAGGGCAGCAAGGCCCUGACAUUAAAAUAAGAUGAGAACAUUCCAAGAAAAUUAUAGAGCAAUGUCCUUCUCGAUAUAGAUGCAAAAAUCUAACAAAAUAUUAGCAAAUUGAACAUGAUGUAUUAAAUGGACCGUCGUGACCAAAUGGGCCUUAUCCCAGUAAUGCAAGGUUGGAUUAAUGUUCAAGAAGCAAUUAGUGUAAUUCACAUGAACAGACUAAAGAAGGAACACCAUAUGAUCAUUUCAAUAGGCAGACAAAAUUCAACACCCAUUCAUAAAAAUAGCAAAAUAGAAAUAGGAACUUUCCUCAACCUGAUAAAGAUCAUCUAAGAAAACUCAGAGCUAACAUCUUGAUGAUGAAAUACUAAAGGCAUUCUCCCCAAGAUCAGGAGCAAGACAAAGGUGUUAUCACUUCUAAUCAACAUUGGGGAUAAAGGCAGUAGAGAGACUGGAAAGGAAGAGAAGAAACUGCCCUGCUUCACAGACAAUAAAAUUGUCUAUAGAAUGCUGAGGAAUGUAAAAGUACAAAAAACAAGGGAUUUAAGCAAUACUGCAGUACAAAAGGUAUACAAGGGCAUCGUACAAAAAUCAGUUGUAUUUCUAUAUGCUAGCAAUGAACAGUUGGAAAAUGAAAUUCUAAAAAUCUAUACCGUUCAUAAUAGCAUCCCCAAACAUGUAAAAAUGUACAAGAUCUCUACACUAAAAAUUCAAAACGUUGCUGAGGGAAAUAAAAAAUGGAGAGUAA